AUGUCUAUUCCGCGAUGGGUUGCUGUGGACGACGCCGACUCAAGAAUUCAGUACAUUGGUUCCGGAUGGUUCCAAGAUCAGGGAAGUCAGAAUGACAGGGGCAAUUUUGGGGCAUCGUACAAAAGCACUUUGCAUGGAACAAAGUCGAACGCGAGUUUAUCCUUUACUUUCAGCGGUGCGCAAGUCAAAGUCCUUGGGUUCAAUAACAUUCGCAACGAUUCAGGUGUCAUCGACCCGAGCUGGGAAUGUUUUGUGGACAACAUCAGCAUUGGACAAAGCAAACCAUCAAUAGCGGUGGACAACUACUGGACCAUGUGCGAUCAUGAUCAGCUUGUCGAUGGACAGCACGUCAUCACGGUGAACGCGACGGUCAUGAAAGAGCAGACUUUCUGGGUUGACCAAAUUCGGUAUGUACCGUCGUCGUAUGUCCCUCUUGACACGGCCGCUGUUGUUGUUGACAACACCGAUCCCGCAAUCACCUUCGGGGAUGGAUGGAGUAAUUUGGGCAACUUUUGCAAUGCAACAAACGCUGCAAAUUCAAUUGUGACCUUUCCAUUUAAUGGUGCAUCCGUGAGUUGGUAUGCGUUUAUACCAGAAACACCGCACACUCCAACAACUGGCAGUUAUUCUGUUGAUGGGGGGCCCCCUUCUAAUUUUAUUUUGAACGGCAUUCCUAUAAACUCGCCUGUGAAAAUCGAGUAUAAUCAAAAACUUUUCGAGACCCCUCAGUACGACCCAGGUCCGCACACACUCGUUGUGACUUAUCUAGGCAAUUCUUCAGCGACACCCCUUACUCUGGACUGGCUCAUUGUUCAGAAUGCUACGGCUACUCGCUCCUCGAAUGGAAGCUCAACAACCCAGGGAGGCUCAGAUGUUCCGAGCUCAAAACACACCAAAAACGUUGGCCCAAUCGUGGGCGGUGUCAUUGGAACUGUGGUAUUGAUUGGAAUUGCUGUCUGUGCGAUCCUAUAUUUCCGGAGAUGGGAGAGGAACCAAAAGAAGAAACCUAUUCUAGUGAAGGAAGCGCAGCUUGGCGCGGAUGAUAACAUGGCGAUUGUACCCUUUCAACUCUCUCCCAGCCUGCAGACGGGUGCUUCUGGUAGCUUUUAUGCAAACCACAGACCUCAGGGUAGCAUCACGACAUUCACUACGACUCGUCACGGCCCAAAGCCAAGUCAAAGCACUGUGGAUUUGAAGUCCACUACUCCGCCGAGCUUGACAUCGAGGAGCAGGACCCCUAUACCGACACCCUCUGGAAGCCAAGGCCGUUCAGUAUCACCAUAUGAGGGUAAUUUGGCCAAUUCAACUCGCUCAGAUCCUUUGCUUUCAGCUCGCAAUUAUCAAUCUCCCCCACCAAUUCAGCAACCUAUUGGAUCCGAAAAGGAAAGACGAGAAGCCGAAGCAACUGUUACUGCUCUUCGACCACAGAGAUUUCCUGUCCGGCCUCCUCUCGAGCCACCAGUACAUAGUUCUGAUUCCGGCUCUUCACGAAUGAUUGUGCACGAGGAUAGUGGCCUACGAUUACCCCGUGUCAGUCAAGGCAGUGUGCUUGAAGUGCCACCCAGGUAUACUGUUGGAUGA
Psilocybe cubensis is the source of this 1581-nucleotide messenger RNA. RefSeq lists its product as uncharacterized. The transcript has 3 exons. The record is from RefSeq and is a predicted model, not a curated record. The coding region runs from base 1 to 1581 and encodes 526 amino acids. Lineage: Eukaryota; Fungi; Basidiomycota; Agaricomycetes; Agaricales; Agrocybaceae.